AUGACUGAAGUUUAUAUGGUUUCAACUUCCCCUUUUGUUGACUCUCUCAUAAUAACCAAGCUACUUUUUCUAGUUACCAAGUAUGAGAGCUUAAAAUCUACAAUAGCGUUUCAGUCCAAUAUUUCAAAUAAGAGGAGACGGCCAAAUCAUCGCCGAUCUUCUAGUUAUUCGAACUUAAAAGAUCUGAUUUGUAUAAAAGAUAAUAAUUCAUUACAUUAAGAUUUAUAAUUUUUACGUCCUUUGCGGGGGUUGCCCAAACCCAGAGCUUCCCGCUGCAUCUUCGCCACACUGGGCCACAGGUCGCUGAGCCGAGUUGCUUUAUUGCACCAAGGCGUGACUCCCCGCAGUGUUGCUAACUAAGACAGCAAAAGGUAAUAAUUCAGAUCUCGGAAGCUCGUGCGACACUGUAGAAUCUAGAUCAAAAACUAAGAACAGUCCUAAUGGAAGCAAUAAUUAUGACUUUUUGCCUAAGUUACGAUAUUCUUAUACAUUUGAUCAGUAUUGAACUAUGGAUAAUAUCUUCUUCUCACUCGUAGAAAAGUAUAAAAGCAAGAAUUGGGUCAGAAAUUAUCCAAAUAAUCCUGAAAUCCAUAUAGUAGUGAUUCGACAAUUUUGGCUCGAUUGCAAUGUUUGUGAUCAACUUUUUUGGCAUAUUUUAAGUGCUCCUUUGGGUAGUUCUACAUGAAUAAAUGGAGAAUUAUUUAUAAGAGCAAUUGAAAAUUUGCAUGAAACUUCUAACUGAAAUAUUUUCACUUAUAAGUUUAUUGGAAAAAAAUAUAGAAAAACCUAUAAAGCUCAAAAACAAUUAUGUAUCUUUUAUUUAGUUUUUUUCUCUCUCGCUCAGCAUGAAUAUGGAGAAGAGCUCAGUAGAGAUCAGCUAGUACAGGUCCUUGAUAUGGCUGACAGAACAGCUAAAUAUCAUUUAGAAAUGCUUGCGAACUUAAUGAUAAAAAAUUGCCAUGAAACAAAAAACUCGAAAAAUAUGAAAAUUUCGUUUGGAGAGUUCAAGUCGAUGCUGAUCAACAGGCUAAUAUUUUCAAUGUAA
Blepharisma stoltei is the source of this 1045-nucleotide messenger RNA. The record is from the annotation of a GenBank genome assembly. NCBI's taxonomy places the organism in Eukaryota, Ciliophora, Heterotrichea, Heterotrichida, Blepharismidae.